AUGGCAGACGCGCCGAAUACCCAGGACGAGCUUUACCCCAUCGCCGUCCUCAUCGAUGAGCUAAAGCAUGACGAUGUCCUCCUGCGUCUCAAUGCCAUCCACCGCCUUUCCACCAUCGCCCUCGCUUUGGGCGCCGAGCGCACGCGAGAGGAAUUGAUUCCCUUCCUCGACGAAUCCGUCGAGGAUGAGGACGAGGUACUGGUCGCGCUCAGCGGCGAGCUGGGCAACUUCAUCGAGUACGUUGGAGGCCCCCAAUGGGGUCAUGUCCUCCUCUCACCCCUCGAGAACCUCGCUGCGAUCGAGGAGCCUGUCGUGCGGGACAAGGCCGUCGAGUCCCUUAACAAGAUUUGCGAGGAGCUCUCCUCCCAGCAAGUCGAAGAAUACUUCAUCCCCUUGACCAUCCGACUGUCAAAAGCAGACUGGUUCACCUCCAAGGUGUCUGGCUGCGGCCUUUUCACAACGCCCUACAAGAAGGUGUCCCCGCCUGUUCAAGAAGAGCUCCGGAAGCAGUUCGGCCAGCUUGUUCACGAUGAGACGCCCAUGGUCAGACGCCAAGCCGCCACCAACCUCGCGAAGUUCGUCAAGGAGAUGCCGGCUGCUAUUGUUGUCGAGGAGAUGAUACCCCUUUUCCAGCACCUUGCCCAAGACGACCAGGACAGUGUUCGUCUCCUCACCGUCGAGAUCCUCAUCUCCAUCGCCGAAGUCGUGCCCAAGGAGCAGCAGUCGAGCCAUGGCGUGCUGCUCACCUCCUUGCGCAACCUGAUCGAGGACAAGAGCUGGAGGGUCCGGUACAUGAUUGCCGACAGGUUUGAGAAGAUUUCCAAGGCCGUCGAUGAAGAGGUUGUUUCAAGAGAUCUGGUGCCGUCUUUCGUCAAACUUCUCAAGGACAACGAGGCAGAGGUUCGGACUGCUAUCGCUGGACAAAUACCCGGGUUCUGUGCUCUGGUCGACCGAACCGUCCUCUUGAACGAUAUCAUGAGCAGUGUCGAGGACCUUGUAUCCGAUACUUCCCAGCACGUCAGAGCUGCUCUGGGAACUCAGAUUAGCGGUCUUGCCCCCAUACUGGGCAAGCAAGAGACCAUCGACCACCUGCUGCCCAUGUUCUUGCAGAUGUUGAAGGACGAGUUCCCCGAAGUUCGCCUUCACAUCAUUUCCAAGCUGGAGCUGGUUAACCAGGUCAUCGGUAUCGACCUACUAUCACAGUCACUCCUCCCCGCCAUCGUUCAGCUUGCCGAGGAUAAGCAGUGGCGAGUGAGAUUGGCCAUCAUCGAGUAUAUCCCUCUCCUUGCAAGCCAGCUCGGAGUCAAGUUCUUCGAUGAGAAGCUUAGCAACCUGUGCAUGAGUUGGCUCGGCGACACGGUCUUCUCGAUCCGUGAGGCCGCGACGCAUAACUUGAAGAAGCUCACCGAGGUAUUCGGGGUUGAAUGGGCAAGCGAGGCGAUCAUCCCCAAGGUUAUGGCUAUGGGCAACCACCCCAACUACCUCUACCGAAUGACGACCGCAUUCGCCAUCACCUGUGCUAACAAGUCGCAGACUCUCGCUUCGGUCGUGAGCCUUGAUGUCAUUGCUGACAAGAUCCUCCCGAUGCUGGACAAGCUCGUUGAUGACGAGAUCCCUAACAUCCGCUUCAACGUUGCCAAGACAUACGGCGUUCUGAUUGACGUUCUGCGCCGCCUGCCGGAAGAGGGCACCAUUUACUCGUUGGAGAAGGAGGGCAACAGCUUCACCGCAUCCCCGAGAGGUAUGGAGCUGAUCCAGACGCGCGUCAUCCCCAAGUUGGAGAAGCUGCAAAAGGAUGACGAUGUCGACGUGCGGUACUUCGCCACAACGUCCGCGAACAGCGUUUCUGGACCUUCCACUGGCGAGCCUAUGAACACAUCACCAUAG
This is a messenger RNA of Colletotrichum navitas, 1887 nucleotides long. RefSeq names its product armadillo-type protein. Gene Ontology annotation, cellular component: protein phosphatase type 2A complex; cytoplasm. The coding region runs from base 1 to 1887 and encodes 628 amino acids. NCBI's taxonomy places the organism in Eukaryota, Fungi, Ascomycota, Sordariomycetes, Glomerellales, Glomerellaceae. Gene Ontology annotation, biological process: protein dephosphorylation. The record is from RefSeq and is a predicted model, not a curated record. The transcript has 8 exons. Gene Ontology annotation, molecular function: protein phosphatase regulator activity.